This is a messenger RNA of Mytilus californianus (California mussel), 589 nucleotides long. Its product is annotated as basic phospholipase A2 PA-9C-like. Gene Ontology annotation, molecular function: calcium ion binding; A2-type glycerophospholipase activity. Gene Ontology annotation, biological process: arachidonate secretion; phospholipid metabolic process; lipid catabolic process. The coding region runs from base 119 to 574 and encodes 151 amino acids. NCBI's taxonomy places the organism in Eukaryota, Metazoa, Mollusca, Bivalvia, Mytilida, Mytilidae. The record is from RefSeq and is a predicted model, not a curated record. The transcript is spliced from 6 exons.
UAAUAUGUAUCUACUAUGAUAGUAUUAGUUGCUAUUAUAUAUACUUUAGGAUUAGGACGAGUGAAACGCGUUCGCUGUCACCACGAUUUACCAAAUUGCAUCUGACAGAAACAGUUCAAUGAAGCUGAUUUCACGUGAUACUGCUGCAUGUUUGUUGUGUAUCAUCAUGUACAUUGAUUUUUAUAAAGUGGAGACGAGAAGCGUGAGAAAUAAGAGAGCUUUAUGGAACCUUGCAUAUCAAGUGGCCUAUUAUUUCGGAGCGGUCCAAGCCACUGCACUUCUAGACUAUGGGUGUUUUUGUGGAUGGCAUGGUAGUGGUACACCAGUUGACGGCGUAGAUCAAUGUUGCAAAGACCAUGAUGAUUGCUAUGAUCGUGUGGACGAAUGUUGGCCGAAAAUUUGGCCAUACUCAUAUGAACUUCAUCACGAAACAGUUAACUGUCAAAAUCAUCCCAGUUCCUGUAAGGGGAGAAUAUGUAUGUGUGACAAAGUUUUUGUGGACUGCCUUCAUAAAAACACGUUUAAUCCAGACAAUCAUGAUGUAGACAGAGAUGAACGUUGUCAGGGGAGAUAAUAAAUUUGAAACAUA